UGGAGAACAGGGGCAGAAUUAGUGUUCAGAAGCCCUGGGCUGGCUGGGCUCCUCUCCAACAUCUCCUCUGGAAUGUUCUGAAGCAGCAAGUGGCACCAUUUCUUUUUUUUCCAAGCUUCAGAAUUAGAUACUGAAAUCAUUUCUGUAGCUCGGACGUCCUUGCAAUAAUGGAGUUUCAUUCAUUACUAACCAACAGGUCUUUAGCUGCUCUCUGCUAGCUUGGCAAAAGAUAAAAUGCAUUUAAAUAUUUUUCAUUUCAUUCUUUUUUUUUUUUUUUGGUUAGGGGGCCAGGGCUCAAUGGUGAAGCAAAGGCGCGUGUGCACACGCAUGCACACGCAUGCACACACAUGCGCACACACACACACACACACACACACUCACACACUCACUCCUCAACUGAGUUUUCGCAAACGGUGGAAACCGCGGUAGCCCCCGCCACCCCCAAUUCUCCGCAGCCUACGUCCAGUCUCCUCGCCCUGUCCCAGCCACCGCUGAUGUCCAGAUCGCAGAUGAGGUCAAACGCCUCGAUUCCUCUUGCUCCGUUUGUGUCAUCACAGCUCCGGAGCCUUUUAAAGAAGCGCUUCCCGCUUCGGCUAAGUCCAGUCCUGCGGCGCCAUGAACACACUGGUGGCCUUGUUGUCGCUGUUCCUCCUGGAGGUGCGUGCCCAGCACGGGCCCGAAUGGACCUACUCAGAGGGGGCCCUGGAUAAGGCGCACUGGGCCACGGAGUACCCCGACUGCGGGGGCAGGAGGCAGUCGCCCAUCAACCUGCAGAGGAAGAAAGUGAGGUACAACCCCGACCUGCUGCCCCUGACGCUGACGGGCUACGGGGCCCAGGAGGGGUCGUUCACCAUGACCAACAACGGCCAUACAGUGCAGAUCUCGCUCCCCGACACCAUGCGGCUCGUGACCUCCGACGGCUCCGAGUACAUCGCCCAGCAGAUGCACUUCCACUGGGGCGGCGCGUCCUCCGAGAUCAGCGGCUCCGAGCACACCGUGGACGGCAAGAGACACGUGGCAGAGGUGCACGUGGUUCACUACAACUCGAAGUACCCGAGCUUCAACGUGGCCCAGAGCUCCCCCGACGGCUUGGCGGUGCUGGCUGCGGUCUUCAAGGUCCAGGAAUACAGCGAAAACACUUACUACAGCAACUUCAUCUCCCACCUGCAGGAAAUCAGGUACCCAGGACAAAGCACAGUGCUGAAGAGCCUGGACAUCAUGGACAUGCUGCCCGAGAACCUUGAGAACUACUACACCUACCAGGGCUCCCUCACCACCCCGCCCUGCACCGAGAACGUCCUCUGGUUCUUGCUGAAGGACACAGUCCAGGUCUCCAAAGCGCAGAUUUUCAAGUUAGAGAAUACGUUGCUGGAUCACAACAACAAGACCCUCCACAAUGACUACCGCAUGACACAGCCCCUGUACGAGAGGGUGGUGGAGGCCAACUUCGAGUACUUCCCUUCCGACCCAGAACUACAUUUCCAGGCAUUCGUGAAUAAGAUGGCGGCUUUAAUCCAAGAAUCAGUUGGAGAUGGAAAGACAGAGAAGCCGAAAGAGAAGAAGGCAAAAAAGCACAAGAAACAUCACUGAGCCAACCGCGGGACCCGAGCCCCCAGCCCCGCCACGCCCGUCAGGCUGGUUGAUCUGUCUGACUGUCCUUCCGAAUGAGGCGAUAAUAAAAUCACUUUGGGAAUUUGUCAU
This is a messenger RNA of Sorex araneus (European shrew), 1701 nucleotides long. RefSeq names its product carbonic anhydrase 6 (gene CA6). The transcript is spliced from 9 exons. Gene Ontology annotation, molecular function: zinc ion binding; carbonate dehydratase activity. NCBI's taxonomy places the organism in Eukaryota, Metazoa, Chordata, Mammalia, Eulipotyphla, Soricidae. The record is from RefSeq and is a predicted model, not a curated record. Bases 616 to 1590 code for a protein of 324 amino acids.